AGUGAAAAACAUAUCAACAUAGUAUCUCGAAUAACAUUGUUAUCAGUUAUUAUCGGUAUCAGUCACAUAGAUAGUCGCUUUUAGUGUACAUUAAGGCCAGUUGAAAUUUUCUAUUGUAAGUAGUGAGGUGCAAUACAAAAUGGCGAGCGCGGUGCCGAAUACGCAGAAAAUGAAAUUCUCAAAGAGUGAAACUGAGUACGACAUGAAGUCGAUAAGAUUCCUUUUGCUGACGAUAACUACCAUGUUUAUUAUAAUCGGUGGCCUGAUGAUUGUCCUCGGCAUCUCCGUGUACUCCCACUACCACAGCUUCAACUUCUUCUACGAGAGCGCCAAGAGUGGACGGUUUCUCACGCCGUCUGUCCUUAGUGUAUUUCUUGGGUUUGUGUUGCUGGUGGUGACAUCCUUCGGCUUCUUCGGCAGUUUGAAGCAGAGCACUUGCAUGGUCAAUCUGUAUGCUCUAAUUCUGAGCGUCAUACUGCUGAUCAAACUAGUGGUAGUCAUCUUAGCGUUCACAAUCGACCAAGACACGAUGAUGAAAUAUAUAUAUUUCCCAGUGGCAGAGUACCCGACUGACCCAGAAAUACAGGUUGAAAUCGACAGUUUACAAACUACGCUAAAUUGCUGUGGUGGCGAUUCCUACUUGGACUACAUUGCGAUGGAGUUUGCUGCUAACCAGUCCACCACCUACAUCAGCACUGAGAUCGGAGGCAGUUUGGUUGUGAUGGAGGUCCCCGAGACAUGCUGCAUCACCGUAGGCCACGUGUGUACUAGGAUGAGGACGGUGGGCUGCAAGGAGGCCCUGGUCAAUGUACUGAUACAGAAUGCCAGCGUGCUGGGCGUUUUGGGCGUCUCUGUCAUGUUUAUUAUGUUACUGGGCAUAAUCUUCGCUCUGCUUUUGGCCCGCUGUAUCAGACGGUUGAAAAGUGAGAGGGCUUUCUUCGCGUGGAAGCUGAAAGAGCAGAUGAUCCUGGCUAGGCAAGAGGAGAGGAGGAAGGCAGAGAUCGAGCGAGAAAACGAUGCCGUGUACAUAGACCAUCCUGAAACAAGUGUCGCUUAAAAUUGAAGAAAGAGUUUCAUACAAUUUUUUUUUUCUAGACUUCUUAUAAAGAGGUUGUAAUCAGCUCGGCUGCUCUGCUUUGCGUUUUAAAAGAAAAUUAUUUUUGGAUUAUUAGAAAGGAUUGAUUCAGAUUGUUAAAAUUAUUUUAAAUUGUGAAUUAAAUUGUGGUUAUAAAAUCAAUUACUUAUCUACCAUAUUUGAGCGUGUGUAUAUAAGGAUUAUUAAUGAUUGCAUUUUUGAGGUGUUUAAUCAUUGUUAAAGAUAUAUUGAGUAGUGGCGAAUGUAAUAUUUCGUUUAUUCUAGAUUUGUGUAAAAUUUGGGUAUUAUCAAAGCAAGCUUCUACUUAGCUUGAUAAGUUUGAAUAGAAAAUACCGUGUAUCAGUUCGUGUAUUUGAUAAGAUACAAAUGAUUUCAGACCUAUUCGACGUAAAUAAGACUACAUAUCUAUAAAAUAUAUUGUUUUCAGACUUUUUAAUCAAUUUAAAAGAAUGUAGGUUAGUAGGCUUUGUUUAAAAUAAUUUAUGUACCUAAGUAUUGAUUUUUCGUUGAUCGAAGGUAAUCCUUCGAUGAAAUCAAUACUUGAACAUUUUUUUCAUAAAAAUGUUUAAACUUGCCUUUAAUAUAAGUAUUAUAUGAACUAAUCAAGUCUGCCUACCCCUCCGGGAAAGAGGCGUGAUUUUAUGUAUGUAUGUAUGUAAUUAAGUCUAAUUAAAAAUAUCGAAUAAAUAAUUAGACUUUAUUAACUCAUUUGCCAAUUGUGUAGGUACUUACAAUAUGGAAAUCUAUAAUUGUAAAUAAUAUGCUAUUAACUAUUUUGAAUAUUUAUAGUAUAAUAUAAUAAUAAUUUUUAAGUAAUAAAGUGUAAGACAAAACAUAGCUUUUUUAUUAGUAGGAUACAAUUUACGAGGUACGGUUAUUUAAUCCCUAAUUCGAAAGUCCCCUAAUUAGCUGCUAUUAUAUGUAGCAGCAAAAUUAAGACCAAAGGUAGUGGAAAAACUAGAUAGAUUAAGUCAGAACAAAUGAAAUACAAAAUAUUAGUAGACAAAUUUAUUCUCAUACUUAGUUGAAUCAUACAAUAAAUACCUUUAUAAAUACUCAUGGUUCCUUGAACCAACAAGAAAAUGAACAAAUUUAUUAGAUAGUAAUGAGUAUAUUCCCUGGUGAAAAUCACAAAUUUGGAGUUGUGGUAUAAUGCAAUAAACUUACUUUAUGCAAUUUGGCACCAAAAUUAAUCAAAUGAACCUUUAAUAAUAAAUUUCUUGACACUACUUAUACAUGUGCAAAUGUGCAUAACAAGACACAUACAGAAACAGUGAAAUCUACACAUAUACAUACAUUUAGUAUUUUACAAAAACUAUUUUUACUUAUGCUACAUUCCAACAAUUUUAAUAAGUAUGUAAAUUGACUUGAUCAUGAUAUGAGUGCAUACAAAAUAAAUUCAAUAUAAAUUAUAAGGAGAGAAGAUAUCCCUUGAAAUAACAAUAGUAUUAUCAAUGUAACUAGUUUAUGGUGCAAAUAGAAUAAAUAUAAAAAAAUUGGUUUGGAAUAUAUCGAAAUCAAAUUUCACAUAGU
Amyelois transitella is the source of this 2629-nucleotide messenger RNA. RefSeq names its product CD63 antigen. Gene Ontology annotation, cellular component: membrane. The record is from RefSeq and is a predicted model, not a curated record. The transcript has 5 exons. The coding region runs from base 140 to 1057 and encodes 305 amino acids. NCBI's taxonomy places the organism in Eukaryota, Metazoa, Arthropoda, Insecta, Lepidoptera, Pyralidae.